GGGGCGCGGGCUGCGGAGGUGGUGGGGUCCCCCGGGACCUGGGCUCCGAUCGGGUGGGAGCGGUUACCUUGCCCGCUUGGGUGGCGGCAGCCAAGCACGGGUGAGUCCCGUCGUAGCGCCCUAUGGCCACCAUGCGGGGGCUGAUUUUGUGGCGCAGUUUCAGGGUGAACACGGGCAUCAGCAUGAUGGCGGCGGCUUAGGGGAGAAGGGCUGGCGACCCGAGGCGGGCGCAGAGGAGCGGGCCUCAGCCGCCGCGGUGACGAGCUGAGGAGCGCGGGGAGAAGACCCACCCGACCCCAGCCGCCCCGGGCCGGGCGCGAAACAGCCGGGGCCGAAUUGUCUCGGUACCGCCGGCGCCUUCUGCGGCUGCGCAAACCCGUCUGGCUCCUUUUGCGGCUGCGCAGUCGCGCCUCAGCGCUUUCUGCGGCUGCGCGGUCGGGCCUCAGCGCGGCGGAGCUUGCAGUCCGUUACCUACCGGUGAUGGAGUCUUGUGUUUUGCUGCUACAUUUAGUGAGGAGUGACGAGAUGAGCAAGAACCACCAGAGGAGACUGAGAAGGAGCCGGCAGUGAAGAAGUAGAACCAGGAGAGUAGCGUAUCCUGGAAGCUAAGUGAAGAGAAGGUGGCCAGGAGGAGGAAAAUAACAACUGGAUCAAAAUGCUGCUCAGGUCUUGAAAGGUGAGAUGCUGGUGUCUUGGGAUGCAGAAAAGGUGCAGAAAGAUUUGGUGAUCAGAGAAGAGCAGAAUUAGAAGCUAUUGGUUGACCAGACUUUCCUCUAAGGAGAUAAAACCAACUGUGACAGCACCCGAGCCUCUCAGGCACCUGGACCAUGGACCCUGGAGAAUGCACCUGCAUGUCUGGAGGAAUCUGCAUCUGUGGCGACAACUGCAAGUGCACAACCUGCAACUGUAAAACAUGUCGGAAAAGCUGCUGCUCCUGCUGCCCCCCAGGCUGUGCCAAGUGUGCCCGGGGCUGCAUCUGCAAAGGGGGUGCAGACAAGUGCAGCUGCUGCCCCUGAAACCCAUCCAUCGCACUGGGAGAGAGGCCUGGGAAGCGUCUGUACAGUGCCUGAAUGGAGAAGGUGGAAUGAUUGUACAAUAGGUUGUGCUUUUAUAUAUUUGUCCAAAUGUGGUGCUGGUGACAUUCAUGUAAAGUGCUUAGAGCAAUAAAGUUUUCCCUUGUGGCUGU
Messenger RNA from Lemur catta (Ring-tailed lemur), 1186 nucleotides. RefSeq names its product metallothionein 4 (gene MT4). The transcript is spliced from 6 exons. The record is from RefSeq and is a predicted model, not a curated record. Gene Ontology annotation, molecular function: metal ion binding. Bases 828 to 1016 code for a protein of 62 amino acids. Lineage: Eukaryota; Metazoa; Chordata; Mammalia; Primates; Lemuridae.